GUGAUGGCAGUGUCAGUCUGCAGGGAUCUGACGGUUCAGGUGCUGGAAGAUGUCAAUGCUGUGAAGCUAACGAGCAGACAGCAGGCUCUGCGUGCUGCCAUACAGAAAGGAGAGCCCAAGUGUUUGGGGGUGAGUCAGGUGAUGCUGGGGCUGAUGAUCAUAUCCUACUCCAUUCCUCUGCACUUCACUGAGUUCACUGAUGUCAUCAACUUCGGUGUGCCCUGGUGGACCGGCCUGAUGUUCAUCACAGCAGGAGUGGUCGCCAUCAUCCUGGACAAAAACUGCACCUUAAAGUUUCUGCGGCUGUGUUUGAUUGUCAGCAUGAUCUCUGCCGUUCUGGCAGUCCUUGCUGUGAUCAUCUACUCUGUGGACCUGGACAGAUAUAAAGAGACCUGUGAGGAGACGAGUGAAGGAUGUGAUAACAGAUACUACUCCAUGAAGCUGAGCAGAGGAAUAAAGUCGUCCCUCCUCAUCUUCACUCUGGCCCAGACAGCCAUCUCUGUUGUCAUCUCCUUCCUCCUCUUCAGACAGAGACACAUCUUUGAACAUUAUGUUGCUAUCAGUCAAGCUUGUCCACCCAACCAGCCUCCACCUUCUACCACCUGAAAUCAUCUGUAUCUGGAUGAAAYGUCAACGCUCUGAAGAUCACGCCUCUUAGAAACAUUACUUCUCUUAUAUCUGUUUUCUAUGUUUGUCCAAUAUAUCUAGAAAUGUAUAAUCAGAAAGCCUCUCCACUUA
This is a messenger RNA of Austrofundulus limnaeus, 738 nucleotides long. It is a transcript of the gene tmem176, whose product is annotated as transmembrane protein 176. The record is from RefSeq and is a predicted model, not a curated record. Gene Ontology annotation, cellular component: membrane. Lineage: Eukaryota; Metazoa; Chordata; Actinopteri; Cyprinodontiformes; Rivulidae.